CUGGCGAAGAUUGCAAACAAUGGCGGUAUCUUCAAGAAGUGCCUAUGAACUAAUUGAUCAGUGUUCCAGCCCAGUAGUUAAUCGAUCAUCGAUAACAUCAGUUAAAGUAGGAAAACAUUUUGUUAAUGUUGUCGGUAAUGGAAACACACUAAUAUAUUUUUACAAACAGAAGAAACGCAUGGUCAUAUAUAAGUUGCCAGGGAAACUGCUAUGUUGUUGUAUUGCAAUUAUAAACAAGAAAAAAACAUUAAUUUGUGGAUUAGAAGAUGGAAAAAUAUGUGCAAUCAAUCUGAAGGAUGUAAUCAAACACAAAAAGAGGAAGCAUGUUGUCAAGUCUGAUUCAAGUGAGGACAUAUUUGCUGGACUUCUAGAAUGUGAAACAGCACCCUGUGUGCCAGAAACAAACAGUUCAAACUCAGACGAUGUUCUGGAAUUAGAUGAGAACUCUGUUGUGUUGAAGGUUAAGAACCUUGUCGAAUUAUUAAUUAUUGGGAGUUAUUUAUUCACUGCAUCUACUGAAGGAGAUACAAUAUUAAUAUCACCAUUCCAACUGAAGGCAACACCUGAUGACAUGAAGGAAAAGAAAGACUCAUCCUGUAUAUAUUUUGAAAAAUUACAUGGGUCUGAAAGGAUAUUUAAAUAUCAGAGUUCACCAUCCAUUGAUAUGCAUCAGUGCACAAAGAUGUACUGUGUUGUAUCAGAAACCAUAGCAACUGCUCAUCAAUUUCACAAAGCAGUUGUUAUUAAAGAUGAACUAUUCAAUGAAAUUUUUGGUACGGAAUACAACAUUCUGGAAUCUUGUAUGAUCCUCGUAGGCUUUCCUGAUGGUGCAAUUUUCACUUUGCCGUUUAAAGAUGUCGGCAAUUUUACAAAAGCGCAAGUGUCAACUGGAAAUUGCUUGUAUAAUAUACGGCAGCCAUUAGCUUCAAUUUGUGCAAUAAUAAGGGACAAUACACAUAAACAACAAGUAGGAGAUACUCUGGUACUUUUAGGAAAAGAAGGAAAGCUACUUCUGAUUGGGCUAAAAAAAGAUGAUGUGACAUUGAGGACAGUAUUCAAGGAAUGCUAUGUUCAGGAGCCUGUGCAGGCAGCAGUGCAAAUCACAUCAUCCAUGUUACUGUACUCUACCAGGAAAGAAUUACUACAACUCCACUUUAACUCCCAGGAGUCAGACCGGGAGAUAAUAUCGGAUAGUUUUUCAUUAUAUGAUCUUGGAAUUACGCAAGUGGUGGCACUUUCUGAGAUGUACUAUGACCGAAGUGAAGAUGACGCAAACAUUGGAAACGUUUUUGUGCUUACAUCCGGAGGGAAGAUUGGGAAUGUCCAGAAUCCUGAUGGAAUAGUGAGCACAACCUGUCCUGAUUCAGCUGGUUCAACAGGGGAAAAAAUUCAAGGGCUACUGUUAGCCAUUAAUAACCUAGCAGCAGAGAUGGAGGCAAUUAAAAAUAACUCUCACAUACAUAAUACUAUACUACUUGAGUUAAAUAAAGCAUGCCAUGUUGCCAGUGAACUAACAUCACCCAAUAAAAUACAUUCCUCCUUACUAUGUGAUGCCAACUUACAGGUUGAUGCUCAGGGUACCAGCAAACAAUUGAGUGUCAUCUGCAGUGUAGCCAAUCAGAAUACAUUUACAAUGAGCUUUGGUUGGUCCUUCCAUAUUAUGAUAAUCGGAGAACACGAUUGGUUCUCACAUAGUAAUCAACCACAUGCUGUAAUAUGUAAAUCAAUUCCAUUGAGUGUAUUCCAUCCAGGUGAGAGACGAGAACUAAAGGUGAAUUUGACAGUUGCGAACAUCUGUCUUCCGAUUGACAUUACCUCAGCAGUUCAUUUUGAUGCUUCAAAUUUGGUAGAAAAACUUAAUCUGAAAGAAACCGUGGUAACAGAAAUUAAUCUCCAUAAUAGCAGUAUCAUCGUACCAGUAACCAGUUUGCACUUUGACAUACUCGAUGUUUUAAAACCAAUGACGUUGCCAGUAGCAGGGAACUCUUUCAAUACCACCACCACCGGUCUUUUUCAACCUAAAUAUGGUUCACCCAAGGCUAGUGCUGGAACAGUUGGCUGGAUGAUGGAGUCUCUACAGUCGCUUGCAAAAUUUAAACCGCCAGCUAAAGAACCUGUAAUAUCUGAUAAUCUGACAAUCAAUCUACGUUUCAAAACCAUUAAUAUUUGCCACUUAAUUGAUUCAAAAGAUGGCUUAAAUUAUGAAAAGUUUUUCCGGUGGCUUUUACCCUCCGCAACGAAUCACCUUCCAUCUGGAGCACUUACCAAUCAGGUAGCCAUGUCAGUGAUUAGCCCUGAAGGAUAUCAAGUGACGUUUACCUUGUCAAUCAAAGAAGAAACAACAAUCACGUUACAAACAAAGCACAUCCAGGCCGUAUGCCAAGUUGUGAUGGCAGUUCACUUGAAAAUGAAGAAUUGCUUACAAAGAAUUCAAAACCAAGAUUUCAUCUUAGAAGAGAUUCAUGAGAGGGUUAAAAAUCUGAAGGAAAUUUGUGACACACUUGAAGAAUACAAAUCUACAAGGCCAUCGAGUAGUAAUGUACAGGCUCCAAGUCAACACGAUAUCCAGGAAUUGAUGCAGAUAUAUAUAAAGGCCAGAAGUCACCUGACGUAAAAAACCUAAUUGCCAUUAUGUACUAAUGCACAUGCAUAGGUCAACAUGAGCUCCAUGAACUUAUUCAGGUAU
Molecule: messenger RNA, 2686 nt
Organism: Anneissia japonica
Lineage: Eukaryota; Metazoa; Echinodermata; Crinoidea; Comatulida; Comatulidae
Exons: 7
Coding region: 20-2614 (864 amino acids)
Biological process (GO): interstrand cross-link repair
Cellular component (GO): nucleoplasm; Fanconi anaemia nuclear complex
Molecular function (GO): protein binding
Source: RefSeq, a predicted model, not a curated record